AGCAGCUGUGGAGUGGAAACAGUGUCAGACUCGAUCCGUUCUCCUCUUCCUUAGAGGGAACCUGUCACUUCUAGCUGCCCUGCUCUCCCUUUUAAAGGGCAACUUGUCCCACAUUGGACCUCAGCUCCAGCCUGCUCCCACCUCGGGCUCAGCUGGUCCAUCACCCUGUCCGCGCUUCUGCCAGUCCCCUGUAGCUCCUACCGAGAGACGCGCCCCGAGAUGGAGAGCAAAGCACUGUUGCUGGUAGCGCUUGGCAUGUGGUUCCAGAGUCUGACCGCCACCCGCGGAGGGGUGGCUGCCGCCGACAGAGGAAGAGAUUUUAUAGAUAUUGAAAGUAAAUUUGCUCUAAGGACCCCUGAAGACACAGCUGAGGAUACUUGCCACCUCAUUCCUGGAGUGACAGAAUCUGUGGCUAACUGCCACUUCAACCACAGCAGCAAAACCUUUGUGGUGAUCCAUGGUUGGACGGUGACAGGAAUGUAUGAGAGUUGGGUGCCAAAACUUGUGGCUGCCCUGUACAAGAGGGAACCGGACUCCAAUGUCAUUGUGGUGGACUGGCUGUCACGGGCCCAGCAGCAUUAUCCAGUGUCCGCAGGGUACACCAAGCUGGUGGGAAAAGAUGUUGCCAAGUUCAUCAACUGGAUGGCGGAGGAAUUUCACUAUCCUCUGGACAAUGUCCAUCUCUUGGGAUACAGCCUUGGAGCCCAUGCUGCUGGCAUUGCAGGAAGCCUGACCAAUAAGAAGGUCAAUAGAAUUACUGGCCUAGAUCCAGCUGGACCUAAUUUUGAAUAUGCAGAAGCUCCAAGUCGCCUUUCUCCCGAUGAUGCAGAUUUUGUAGAUGUCUUACACACAUUCACCAGAGGAUCACCUGGCCGAAGUAUUGGAAUCCAGAAACCAGUAGGACAUGUUGACAUUUAUCCUAAUGGAGGCACUUUUCAACCGGGAUGUAACAUUGGGGAAGCUAUCCGUGUGAUUGCAGAGAGAGGCCUUGGAGAUGUGGACCAGCUAGUGAAGUGUUCCCAUGAGCGCUCCAUUCAUCUCUUUAUUGACUCUCUGUUGAAUGAAGAAAAUCCAAGUAAGGCCUACCGGUGCAAUUCAAAGGAAGCCUUUGAGAAAGGGCUCUGCUUGAGUUGCAGAAAGAACCGUUGCAACAACUUGGGCUAUGAGAUCAAUAAGGUCAGAGCCAAGAGAAGCAGCAAAAUGUACUUGAAGACUCGCUCUCAGAUGCCUUACAAAGUCUUCCAUUACCAAGUAAAGAUACAUUUUUCUGGGACUGAGAGUGAUACACAGACCAACCAAGCCUUUGAGAUCUCUCUGUAUGGCACUGUGGCCGAGAGUGAGAACAUCCCUUUUACCCUGCCUGAAGUUUCUGCAAAUAAGACAUACUCUUUUUUAAUUUACACGGAGGUGGAUAUUGGGGAACUGCUAAUGUUGAAACUCAAAUGGAAGAGCGAUUCAUACUUCAGCUGGUCAGACUGGUGGAGCAGCCCCAGCUUUGCUAUUGAGAAGAUCAGAGUAAAAGCUGGAGAGACCCAAAAAAAGGUAAUCUUCUGUUCCAGGGAGAAAGUGUCUCAUCUGCAGAAAGGAAAGGCAUCUGUAGUAUUUGUGAAAUGCCAUGACAAGUCUCUGAAUAAAAAGUCUGGUUGACCCUGGGCAAAUCUCCAGAAGGAAGAACACCAGAGCAAUUCCUUCAAGAACGAAAUAACUUUUACAAAAGAUGCUUAGUGCUUUGGUUAUUUCAAAGAGAAUUUUUCUGAAUAUGAAUCCCUAAUUAAUAAUUGACUAGUUAUUUUAGGAUACAGUCUUAAAUACCCAAAAAAGUGGCUAAUUCAAUGUGAGGAAUAUACUGCCCAAAUAACACAUCUUCCAACAUUAAAAGAUCACAGAUUUGAAAAUCACUGUUUUGCCCUUAGAGAAAGAAGUAAGAAACAUUUUGGGUCAUGGUAACAUGAUAGGCCUUCUUUAACUCGUGAGUUUAACCAUAGCCUAAAAUUGAGUAGAAUCUCGUUUUUUAAUCAGAAGUCUGCAUUUUCUGGACUGAUACCUUCUCAAAGUUUUCUCCAAGUCUGAAUAUAGAAAAUGAUAUUUUUUUCUUUUCUUUUCUUUACUUUACUUUACUUUUCUUUUUCUUUUUCUUUCUUUUUUUUUUUUUUUUUGGUGACAUGAGUUGGACCCAUUACCUACUAGUCAAAACACCUGACUUUCUUGGAAUGGCUCUUCUCUUGACAUUGGGUUCUGUGUUGCCCAAGAGAACCAGGGCCUAGUGACUUGGAGAAAGAAAUAGAAAAUGAAGUUGAUAAAUCACUGAAACUUUAAGCCCUCCCUGAAGCUGAUUGCAUCAUUGCUAAGUUAAAAAUUAAAAGAGAUACAAAAUUUAGACCAAUUUGGUUUUAAUAGGCUUUACAGUUUACUGCUUAAUCUCUACCCACCAUUUGUCUUGAGAUUAUAUUUUAACAGUGCUUUCUAGGUUGAUGUUUUAAAAGAGCCUAUUAUUGUCAACUGACACAUAAUUUUAACUAUGAGAAAAGGAAAUGAUACCGCAGUUUCAUUUACCAGAUUUCUGAAAUUAUAUUCAUCAAUUUGAGGUCAUUUAAUAUUUGAUAGGCACUGUUCAGUUUUAGGGUUAUCUCAGUCAUGCUUCAGUUAUACUUUGACCAUGUCUCUUUCUUCCCUGGUUUUAAUAAGAUGAUAUGUACCAGAGGUCAAAUUUUACGUCAUACAAGUUCCUAUAAAUUUUAAACAAAGGCUAUUGUUACUAAGUUAAGAGAUGAAAAAGUAUAUAUCCAUAAACAGGGCUUAAAAACAUUGUGGGAAAUUAAAAGAAUCCUCAAUUGCCAUAGCCACAUCAAAUGCCAUGAGAGGUGUUAUUUUUAACAAUUAGUCUAGAGUGAGUGAACAGUUAUUUAUAAACUAGGUAUCAUAUUUUCAGAAUGAUCUAUAAUUAAUAUAAAUUAAUAAAGAAGUAAAAUAUUUCAAAGUCUAUUGCUGAGAAUCCAAACUGUGAACAUGUGUGGGUAUCUGAACAUAUUACUUAUAUAUGAAGCCCCACAUGUACAUUUUUUCUUCAGCAUAGCUUAGAAAGCAAACAAUCAAGAGGUAUAGCAUUAGGACAUAUUGGAGUAGAAGUUAUUCCAGAGGUGCCAGAACUUCAGCUCUUCAUUUGAGAAGUAUGGUUAUACCUAUACAAAGUAGGAUGAAUGCUGUGAUUGAUGUCAGCUAACUUGGAAUGGAUUUUCUCUAAAAAUAAAAUGUUGUAAGAUUUGUUGUUGUCA
Molecule: messenger RNA, 3272 nt
Organism: Mustela erminea (ermine)
Lineage: Eukaryota; Metazoa; Chordata; Mammalia; Carnivora; Mustelidae
Gene: LPL
Product: lipoprotein lipase
Exons: 10
Coding region: 220-1647 (475 amino acids)
Biological process (GO): lipid metabolic process
Molecular function (GO): lipoprotein lipase activity; apolipoprotein binding
Source: RefSeq, a predicted model, not a curated record